AUGAUAAUAAAUUUGCAAUGCGAAAACAAAUGUGACAAUAUUUGUUCUAAAUCCAGGUCGCGCUCUGUCUUGCUCUAGAUCUAGAAAUCAUCCAAUGAAAAACUGUAUUAUUGGAGGCGUGUCGUGGCAUUCGAUACUAGAGCCUCAACACUAAACACCCAUUCAGUGUAACAUCCCAACAUGACUACCAAAACUAGUUGUCCUGUUGGUGAUAACAAGAUUGAUGGAUCAUCAACCAGCAUUUUUAGAGAAUGGAAACGCCCAGAUCUGCCUAGCAAAUGUACAUUUACUCUUGAUACCCCUUUGGAGCAGUCUCCUCAUAGACACAUUGGACUGCAACAACGACCAAAGAUUUUACCAAACAUUUUGUAUAACAUUGGCAACACACCAUUAGUCCGACUGAACAACAUUCCAGCCAAAGAAGGCAUCGAGUGUGAAGUGUUGGUGAAGUGUGAAUUUUUCAAUGCUGGAGGGUCAGUCAAAGACAGGAUUGGUAUGCGUAUGGUGGAGGAUGCAGAGAAGAGUGGACAGAUCAAACCAGGAGAUGUUCUCAUUGAACCAACCUCUGGGAAUACAGGUAUUGGUCUGGCCUUAGCAGCUGCUGUGAAAGGCUACAGAUGCAUCAUUGUUAUGCCAGAGAAGAUGAGCAUGGAAAAGGUGGAUGUUCUCAGGGCGCUGGGUGCUGAGAUAGUUCGUACACCCACCAGUGCAUCCUUUGAUUCACCUGAGUCUCACAUUGGGGUGGCCAAGAGACUAAUGGAAGAGAUACCAAACUCUCACAUACUUGACCAGUAUAGGAAUGCUAGCAAUCCCAUAGCACACUUUGAUUCCACAGCUGAAGAAAUAUUGGAUGGUUGUGAUGGCAAACUUGACAUGGUGGUACUUACUGCUGGUACUGGUGGUACAUUAACUGGUGUCUCUAGGAAGAUCAAGUCCAAGUGCCCAGACUGCAAGGUAGUUGGUAUUGAUCCAGUUGGCUCAAUCUUGGCUCAGCCUGAAACUCUGAAUAGAAGUGACAUCUCCUUCUACGAGGUGGAAGGCAUUGGCUAUGACUUUAUACCAACUGUAUUGUCCAGGGAGCUUGUCGACAAAUGGUACAAGAGUGUUGACAAAGAAUCUUUCAUUAUGUCCCGUAGGUUGAUGCGUGAGGAAGGACUUCUGUGUGGUGGAAGCAGUGGCUCAGCUAUGUACUGUGCUCUUAAGGCCAUCAAAGACUAUGGUUUGAAGAAAGGUCAGCGCUGUGUGGUCAUUCUCCCAGACUCAAUUAGAAACUACAUGUCCAAAUUUCUCAGUGAUGAUUGGAUGAGCCAGCGUGACUUUCUGGACCUGGAGCCAACAGAACCAUCCAAAGACUGGUGGUGGAACUUGAAGGUCAGUGCCUUAAACCUGCUGGCCCCACUGACCAUCAUGCCCACUGUCACAAUUCAAGAAACACUGGACUUGCUAAACAAGGAAGGCUUUGACCAAGUGCCAGUAGUGGAUGACUCAGGUGCUGUUCUAGGCAUGGUGACUGUCAGUAAUAUGAUGGCACAGGUUGUGAAGCACAGAGCCAAACGAACUGACCCAGUGUCAAAGGUCAUGUACAAGCAGUUCAAGCAGAUCCAUAUGGACACUUCUUUAGGACAACUAUCUCGGAUGUUGGACACGGAUCAUUUUGUUCUAGUUGUACAUAACCAAAGACAGUCUUCAACCAUUGGUUUUUCUGUAGAUGGAAGUGGUGGUAAAGUGGAAAAGAAGCAGAUGAUAUUUGGGAUUGCAACCAGGAUCGACCUUUUGAACUUUAUCACUUCUAAAGAUGGACAUGAGCAGUAACCUUGACGUUGGGGAAGACGACGGAUACAAAGUAUUCUCUUUAGACCAGACUUUUUGAUUUCUUUUUAUAUUUUGCUUGACAGAACUCUAUUUUUGUUGAUAGAAUCUCUUAAGAAGAAUAUUCUAAAUUAUCUUAUUAUAAUAUAAGCUGGUGGCAGAAUAUUUAGGUCCUGGCUGGGUCUAUGUUGCAAUGUUCAAAUCUGCAAACUUCCAGGGCCUUAUUUCUACAAAGAAGGUUUUAGUAUCUGUACAAAAUAUUUAUUUAAAAAAAAAAUAUCUCAUUUUGUUGUAAAGUUUUUUUGUUAGCUUUCCCGGUGAAAAUGUGUUCACAUCUUAUGAAAGUUUUCAUUUGAUGUCUCCAAACAUAUUGCAUAAAGAAUAACAGAAUCGCACCAAAUAUAUUACUCUAGCAACUGAAAUAGUUAAGGGACCAAUGUUUAGAUCAAGGCCAGUGAUUUCAAAUUAAUGAAAUGUGUCGUUUAUAUUUGUGUUUGUCUUAGCAGAACUUACUAGAUCUAAUAAUCUUUUUUUUGUUUUACAAGAAUGGGAAAUGUUCUAAUAAUUAUUGAACAUAACAUGUAGUAUUGUGUGCGUGUUCAGCUAUACAGUUAAGUGCUGAAAUUACUGGCAAACAAGUUUUCUGAACGUUCAGAAAAUUUUUUAUAUUUCUUGUUGCCUCUCGUUAUCCUAUUAAGAACAACUGCUGACACGGAAAAAUAGAGGUAACACCAACUGUCGCAGCACCCCUACAACAAAAGUCAAGGGACAGAUGAGAUGAGUUGGCAUUCAUCUGUGUUGCUAGUAUUUAACUCUUUGAGUCAUUUCUCAAAGAUUUCACUUACUAUUGCACAAAUCUUUUUUUUUUCCAUGAUUGUUGCCAGUACAUAAGCUUUAACACUCAUUUAUUGAAACAGUGUAAUAAUUGAAUAUCACCUUAGCCUUGUAUCAUAGCUGUGAAACAAGAAGAAGAACUGUUUGUUAUUUUUUUUAACAUUGAAAAGAUGGUUAUUUAUAAAUAAUUGUAAGCACAAAUCCAUUCUUCGUACAAAACAUUUGUUUAAUUCUGGGUAUAUUUUACUAGUUCUGGGUUUGUUUGACUAGUUUUUGUGUCUGUUUUAUUUAUUUACAAAUACAUUAAAAUUUUGCAUUGUUUCAGUUGAACAAAAAAAAAGUUCCUAUAAAAGUUUUACAAAAAUAUUUUUUAUUCAUUUUAUUGAAGCGCAAAAUCUUAAAUAGUAAUUUUUAAAGUGUUAACAAAAUUUGUAUUUAUUAAUUACUCCACGUAGAAGUUUGUUUUGUUAACUAACAGAUUCAGUAAUUGAUAUAAAUAUUUGUAGUGUAGAGCAGAGGUUAUUGCUGUAUUAUUUUCGUUUGCGAUUGUCUUGUGAAACUCUCUAGGUACGUGUAAGCAAUUGACAAAGUUCUGGUGAUCACACAACAAUUUUAGUCUUCUUAUGCAGCAUAAGAAUAUUAAACUUGCCACAAAUUGAUGGGUAUUUAUUUAUUGUUAUCAUGAUUAAUACCAGUACAUUCUAUUGAGCGUUCUAUGUGCACAUUGUUUUGUUUUUCCACUGCUUUUGAUGAGGCCUAUUAUCUGCUUCACAAUGUUUUUGUUUUGACACGUAACUCUAUUGAACUAAAAAUUGUAAUAAAUACAUAUAUCUAUAUUUUAUACAUUUCUCUACAAUUGUAUUACUUACUUUACUUAUGGGGAUAAUAUUUUUUGUUGAUCUGUUUGAAGAAGGAACUUGUACAAUUGUUAAAGAAAUGUCUCUUUAUAUACAUUAUCAUAGCUGGGAUGAAAAUGGUGACUUUAGUCUUGAGGAGGUUUUCUGUUAACUUUCAAAAUCAAAAAGUUAAUUUUGAUGCAACCUUUCAUUGAAAGUAUGUUUAAUAGUUUAGUAUUUACUGUCUUUAGCCAUAUAGUUUUUGUUUACAAAGAUGAUAGCAUCAUCUUUAGCUGAAAAUCUGUCCUCCAAGCAUAACUUUAGUUUAGAAAAUGUGCCAAAUCGGCCAACAGAGAGGCAGGAGAGGUUGGAGCAUGGCUGAAGAUUGAUCUAAAAGUAGAUUAUGGACUGAAUUAAUCCUGUGCACUCGCAGGAGAGCAUAGGGCCGCAACCACACCUCUCCACCGAACUCAGUUCUGAGCAGCUUUCUUCAUCUGCUCCCAUGUCAUUCCAGUACCCUCAGCUUCACUGAUGACUGACCUCUUCCAGGUUUGUUUGGGCCUGCCCUCUUUCCUUGCGGGUGUUUCCAAUCAAGUGCCUGCCUUGCAACAUUGGUAGCUUGUUUUGGCAGGCUGUGUCCUAUCUAGAUCCAGAUUAUGCAGUGAAGUACAAAUAAACUGGAAUAAAUUUUAGAAACUUUCCAUACCCCCCCCCUCCCAAUAGACACACAUUAAAAUAUCGAAUCAGAUAUGUGUAUAUAAUAUAAUAAUGAAGUGAGAUAGAAUUUUACCUGUGUGAGAAAGUUAUUUGUGAAAAAAAAAAAUGUAACAGAGAACAACUGAUAAAUGUGCCUUAUUGAUCAGCAUAUUAAAGUUAUAGCUAACACUUCAUUUCAUAUCAAAGAUGACCCACAAAAAUAAUGUAUGUUUGAACAUCAUUUAUAACCAGACCUGGUUCAUUUCUCACAGUAUUUGAUAUCAACCUGGCCCCAUUCCUUACUGAGUCUUAAGUUAUCUUAGAAAGAGAACAAAUUUAAAUUGUUGAUGUGUGCUCCACUCAUUCAAACUUACAAACACAUCAAAGAUGACAUGUAAAACAUGACCUCACAUCAUCUAGCAAUCUUCUCCUUACAUAUCUGAUAUGUUACUAUUGAGUUGAUCUAACUUGUAUCCACUUAUUUAUACUAAGAACUUAUUCAUGUCUUCCUUAUAGGGCCUGAUGUACAAUAGUAUUUGUGUGUGUGUGCACAUUUAUAGAAACAGUGAAUACCAUCUGUUUACAAAUGUCUGGUUAUGUAGGUUGAAGUGAGACUGAUACUUCUGCUGUGGUCUCUUUAAGUUUGUUGUUCAGAUUUAUCUUCAAUGUAGUUCAUUAUCCCCCCUUUGACAUUUUUCUCAUUAAGACAUGGUUUUAUGCUUAUUGAUGGUUUUGUUUUGACAUUCGAAAUGCUAAAAACAAUAUUACAUUCUUAGAUGUGUAUUGAACAGUAAUGAAAUGAAAUAAAGGGUUUGGUUGUAGAAGUG
Biomphalaria glabrata is the source of this 5002-nucleotide messenger RNA. RefSeq names its product cystathionine beta-synthase-like. The record is from RefSeq and is a predicted model, not a curated record. The coding region runs from base 181 to 1812 and encodes 543 amino acids. Gene Ontology annotation, molecular function: cystathionine beta-synthase activity; cysteine synthase activity. The transcript is spliced from 16 exons. Gene Ontology annotation, cellular component: cytoplasm. Lineage: Eukaryota; Metazoa; Mollusca; Gastropoda; Planorbidae.